AUUCUUUAUAAGAGAGUGUAACGAACGAUCAUAAAAAUUUUUGUCUUUCUUUCUAUUUUUCAGUUCUUUUUUUUUUUUGUAUUUCCUUGAAGCAACAAAAAAUUCAUUCUACUCGAUAUGUGUACAUGUAUAUUUUAAAAGGAUUGUCAUAAUGAAAAUACGUGAAUCUAAUACCAUUGGCAACCAAAGUGGAAAACAAAAGUUUACGCAUGCGUAUAAUACGAAAACCUAAUAACACUCGUUUGUUUUUUGUUUUGUCGUUUAAGAGAAGAAGAAGAAUGGCCGAUUCUUUGACAAAGUACGGCCUUUAUAUUGAUGAUCUAAGUAAGAUUUGUAUUUUAGAACCGGAAGUAGCUAAUCAGACGAAUAAAUUAAAGGAGGAAUGUCAAAAUUUCGUUACCAGAAUCGUGGAAUUUCAAAAGAAUUGUAAUAAAUUCAUCGACCUGACCGACAACUGGGCGAACGAGGUUGAGAAAGAAAAAAUGCGAACGAUCGGCGCGCGAAAUUUAUUACGUUCGGUUGAAAAGCAACGUGAUGCGCAGAAACAACAAAUGCAGGCAUUGAUCAUGGAGAAAUCAAUGGAAUUAGAACGUUUGAGGAUACAGUAUGACUCAUUAAAAAAAAUUGAAAUGGAACAAAUGGAAACGAUUGAACAUUUAACAGUAAAUUGAAGUUCAAUUAGCAACAACAACAACAACAACAACAACAGCAAUAGCAACAACAACAACAGCAACAGCAACAGCAACAACAGCAACAGCAACAACAAUACAGCAACAACAACAACAACAAGGACAACAACAAAAAUAUCCUUCACAAUUGUAUCAUGAUAUUGAGGGAAAGAGAGAGCUUAUUGAAAAAUGAAAAAAUGAAAAAAAAAAAGAAAAAAAAAUAAAAAAGAAAGAAAAAAAAUAAACAGAAAAAUUAAGCUAGAGACUAAUUGAAUUGAACAUGUAUUAUGAAUAUUACUAUAGUACAUAAGUUUCAUGAGACGAAGUUUGUAGUUUAAGAGAAUGCAUGGGGCGUGGGGGUUGGUGGUGGUAUUGGUGGUGAUGGUGAUGAAGGGGUUGGAGAUGUACGAGAGAACCCUUCUUAAUAAGAAAAAUGAUUGUUAAGAGUACGCAGUACACUUAUCAUUUAAGUUGACAAACCCCUGAAUUGAAAAGGCACAUCAGUUUUAUUUUCUGAAUCGAUACUUUAGAGAUUCGCAGACAAGUAUCGUUAUAAAAAUCUACAAACAGUCGGGUCAAUCCGAAUUGACAAUUUCAUUUGAGAAUGCUCUACGACACAAGAGAAUCAAGUUAUUAAUUUUUCAACAGCGAUUACAGUAUUAGGCACUGCAAUAGUGUUUUGUGCUUUUGUAUUUUAAAUUAGGUCUUUCGUUCCA
Messenger RNA from Vespa velutina, 1384 nucleotides. It is a transcript of the gene IFT20, whose product is annotated as intraflagellar transport protein 20 homolog. The transcript has 3 exons. Gene Ontology annotation, biological process: intraciliary transport; centrosome localization; protein localization to cilium. The record is from RefSeq and is a predicted model, not a curated record. Gene Ontology annotation, cellular component: Golgi apparatus; centrosome; cilium. Lineage: Eukaryota; Metazoa; Arthropoda; Insecta; Hymenoptera; Vespidae. The coding region runs from base 210 to 671 and encodes 153 amino acids.